Messenger RNA from Malassezia japonica, 1434 nucleotides. RefSeq lists its product as uncharacterized. Bases 1 to 1434 code for a protein of 477 amino acids. Lineage: Eukaryota; Fungi; Basidiomycota; Malasseziomycetes; Malasseziales; Malasseziaceae. Gene Ontology annotation, biological process: transmembrane transport; oligopeptide transport. The record is from RefSeq and is a predicted model, not a curated record. The transcript has a single exon. Gene Ontology annotation, cellular component: membrane. Gene Ontology annotation, molecular function: transmembrane transporter activity.
AUGGUCGGCCACAUCCUCUUGACCAUCUCGGCUAUCCCAGGCAUCCUCCCUUCGAGCAAAGGUGACGACACAAGUGGCGCUAUGGCCUGUUUCGUCAUUGCGAUCAUCAUUAUGGGCAUUGGUACCGGCUUUUUCAAGAGCAACUGUUCUAUUCUCAUUGCAGAGCAGACCAAAAUUAAAGAGCAGACGGUUGUCAAGCUCAAGUCGGGCGAAAAGGUGAUCAUUGAUCCCGCACUCACCACGGCGCGUCUCUACCUGUGGUUCUACUUGAUGAUCAACAUCGGCUCGUUCUGUGGCCAGCUGGGGAUGGUAUACUGCGAAAAGUUUGUGGGCUUCUGGCUUGCGUAUAUGCUACCCACUAUUGUAUUCAUCCUGCCGAUCCCUGUGCUCUGGUUCGGCCGCAACUACUAUGUCAAGGUCCCUCCGGACGGGUCCGUCCUUAGCCGCGCUUUGAAGGCAUGGGGCAUGGCACUGCGCAGCAACUGGAGUUGGAACUUGCGCACGCUGAUCAAGCGGUGCAAGUCGGACACCUUCUGGGACAGUGCGAAGCCCUCCAACAUACCCGAAUCGGAGCGCAAGCCGUGGAUGACCUACAGCGAUCUGUGGAUCGACGAGCUGAGCCGUGGUAUCAAGGCUUGUGCGGUAUUGGUCCUCUUCCCCCUUUACUGGCUGUGUUAUAACCAGAUCAUCAACAACCUGAUUAUCCAGGCUGGUCAAAUGGACACGGGAUCUGCCCCCACAGAGAUUGUGGCGCUUCUCGACCCCAUCUUUGUCAUUGUAUUUGUAUUCGUCUUCAACCUGGGUCUGUACCCCUUCUUGGACUACCUCCGAAUUCCCUUGACCCCCAUCAAACGCAUUACCAUUGGAUUUCUCUUUGCGUCGGGCGCCAUGGUGUGGGCCGCCGUGCUGCAAGCCUAUAUCUACAAAAAGAACCCUUGCGGCGAACACGUGCGCGACGAUGUCAUGGUCGGCGAUCUUCACUGCGAGGCGGUAUACUCGCCCUUGACGGUGUGGAUCCAGUCUGGCUCGUAUAUUCUGAUGGCUAUCAGUGAGCUCUUUGCGUCUGUCACAUCUAUGGAGAUUGCGAUGCUCAUGGCGCCAAAGAACAUGCGUUCGAUCGUGAUGGCCAUUAGCUUGUUCACGACGGCCAUUGCCGCUGCGAUUGGCGAGGCCUUUACUGCGCUCUCGACCAACCCUCGGUUCGUGAUCAACUACGGUGUCUUUGCCGGUCUUGCCUUUGUGGGUGCCAUCAUUUUCUGGAUUGUGUUCCACAACCUGGACAAGGAGCAAGAAGACAUGAACUUGAUCGGCCAGGAAGGCUAUAUGCAAGAAACUGGAACUAAUCCUAACCAAGGCCUCGAGUCUCACCCCACCCCACCCGACGAAAAAGCUCAAACACGCACCACUGAUGAUCAUGCAUCCCCCCCCCCCUAG